Penicillium hordei is the source of this 1022-nucleotide messenger RNA. RefSeq lists its product as uncharacterized. The transcript is spliced from 3 exons. Gene Ontology annotation, cellular component: Ino80 complex; nucleus. The coding region runs from base 1 to 1002 and encodes 333 amino acids. The record is from RefSeq and is a predicted model, not a curated record. Gene Ontology annotation, biological process: chromatin remodeling. Lineage: Eukaryota; Fungi; Ascomycota; Eurotiomycetes; Eurotiales; Aspergillaceae.
AUGGCAGAACCAGACGACAACCGUGUUACUGAAAGUUUGCCAAAUGCACCAACGGCUGCACCAGCUCCUGCAAAGCAAUCAGUCCGGUCAUUCAAGAAGAAAUAUGCCAAGCUGAAAGUCAGGUUCGAGCUAGGAACUCGAGAGAGUGAGAGUUUGAUCCGGGAAGAAUUGCGCAUAGAGGACCUGUCCAAGCGCAUUCAGGAACAAAACGAUCAAUUGCUUGAGGUUCUCCUCGAGUUCAACGAAAGCCUACAUGUUUCUCCCGACGUGCGAUUCGAUCUGAGCAUGCCAACCGACCCUCCCUUGCUACCUACUGCCGAGCAGGAAAUUGUACCUUUGAUCAACGAUGCAGCACUAGCAAAACAAGCAUGGAAGGAAGCCAAAGCUGGCUUGACUGCUGGUAGCAUUGAUACAAGUGCUUAUCGUAUCAUUGAAGACAACAUCAAACGAAACAAGGCGUUUGCACCAGCCCAACAGUAUAGCACCCUGUCACAGACCCACCACAUCACGACAGACGCCGUUGAAAAGAAGCCCGACAAUGAUUGUGAACGCCAACUUGGAUACUUUACGCCCGAGCAUGAGACAGAGUACUAUCUCGCCUUGGACGCCAAGCUAGGCGAUGAGGCGGCUGCUACGCAGCUCGCACGCAUUCCAGAUCGUCCCACGUUUGCGGAGCGUGAGCGGGAUCUUUCCAUGCGGAAUCCCGCAUCGGUAUACAACUGGCUGCGUCGCAACCAACCGCAGACUCUCCAAGAUAAUGAGGUUGCCUCUGAAAAGUCUGCAUCACGACCUUCCAAUCAGCGAUCUUCCAAGCGAGCGCCGGCUCAACGCAAGGAUGAGGACAUGUAUGAUGAGGAUGGGACAGAGGCCCAGCCUACUCCUAAGAACAAGCGCAAGCGUGAAGAGGAUACUGGUUAUAGACCCAAGGGCGGUAGCAGCCGGUCGAAAAAGAAGAAGGAAGAGCCUACUUCCAACCCAAGCAAAGUGGCCAAAAAGCCUUGAGCGGUUGCUUUAUAAAGGGA